This is a messenger RNA of Cucurbita moschata (crookneck pumpkin), 1321 nucleotides long. RefSeq lists its product as uncharacterized. The transcript has a single exon. The record is from RefSeq and is a predicted model, not a curated record. Bases 152 to 760 code for a protein of 202 amino acids. NCBI's taxonomy places the organism in Eukaryota, Viridiplantae, Streptophyta, Magnoliopsida, Cucurbitales, Cucurbitaceae.
UCCGAUUAUGCAUCCCUCAAAUGUCUCUGUUCUAAGAAGGAAGACGGUGAAGAAAAAGUUUUGUUCUUCUCUUUCUCUCUCUUGUUUGCUUUGUUGUUUCUCUCUCCUUUCUUCAAUUUUUUUCUUUUGGAUUUUGUGAUUCUGAAGAUAUAUGGCUACUACCGUGAUCCUUCAGCCGCAGGAUUGCCUUGGGAACGGGUUACGCCACCAAGGUUUGGUUCUGUCGUCUCCGCCUUUGAAAUCGCGGCGGAAUUCUAACCGUAUUAGUUCUAGUUCUUCUUCUGCAAACCCUAAUUUUAAUCAGGAUGAUGCGACUUGUUCCGGUAGGCGGCGGAGUUCGGAAGUGGGAGUUAAGGCUAACCGUCGAGUGAAUAGAGGUCGGAGUCGGGUGGUAGAGACGUCCACGGCGGCGAAGAUUUCACCGAAGAAUCUGGUUAUGGGACAAGUCAAGAUCUUGAAGCGUGGAGAGAUGUUGUGUCCCGAUGGAGGUGUUGGUGAUGGUGGUAAGAGGAUGUUGGAAUCGAAGGUUGAGGAUUUGGAUUUGGUUUUGGGAUCGACUGAUCGGUUGGGUCCAGACCCUGAUUUGAUGCAGAAGCAGGUUGUAUUUUCGGAAUUGAAGGUUGCCGAUGGGAUCUAUGCUGGAUCGGGUGCGUUCUUUGCUUCGCCGCCUCCGAGUUCAGUGCCCUUGCCGUCCUUUUUAGGUAAGAACGGUACUGCAACUAACGAUCUGCGGCGGUUGUUGCGACUUGAUUUGGACUGAUCACGUCGGAGCAACAGAAGUGAACAAUCCAGAAUAAUAUGGGUUUUGGUCACUUGAUUUGGACCGAUCACAUCGGAGCCACAGAAGUGAACAAUCCAGAAUAUGGUGUUUGGGUUUGGUUUGGUUUGGUAUGAUUUGAUUACUCCAGGGUGUAGUAAUGAUAGAAUAUGAAGUGAUGUGCUCUUUUCGAUGGCGAUUGUUCGGUAUACCUCGGCAUCUCCCUUUAUUUUUUCAACAGGAAGAUGCUUGAGUUGCGAGCAGAUGAACUGGCUGAAGUGAAGCAACAUGACAGUUCUUCUAGGUUUACUAUAACUCAGAUCAAUUAGGGUUUAGCUGCUUUUUCUUUCUCAUAGAAUAUAUUGUCUGCUUUGAGCGUUUUCAUUGUAGUAGUUGGUAAUCUUUGUUGGUGGCUUGGUUAGCUUUUAAAUUUGGUGUGGGUUUUCCUUUUAGGAGCUCUUAGAUAUUGCCUUGACUAUGCUAGGUACCCAGAAUUUGUAGUUCUUUGUAUCUUUGCUUUGUUUCUUCAAACAGAUUUGAUUGUAUAAACGUAGUAUUUCCUUA